UAGCAGGCGCUGCUGCUGUGUUCGUGGCUACCCACCGCAGUUUUCCGGUCUUGUCUAUCCCCUCGUUUUCCUUGGAUACCUAGCAGAUGCUAUUCUUUCCACAGCACACCAAGCAUCUCUUCUCGAAAGUCCGCUUUCAGGUAGUCGGUAAUGAUUUUCGUCUGACACUACAUCUGAAUUGUCGGCAAUAAACGAGGAGGGGAAGCGUGAAGAGCGUUUGUUCCACUGGACAUAAUUCGAAGAAAGAAACUCAUACACAUCUGGAAUGGCAUGAGGAAGGAAUGCCAGUACCAGACCAGACCUCUGACACAGACAAUUCCAGCAUGUUGAGCCCAGUCCUGAACGCCUCCAAUGGAGAUGGAUCUGAGACAGAGACCACCUCUGCCAUCUUGGCCUCUGUUAAAGAACAGGAGCUGCAAUUUGAGCGACUGACGAGAGAGUUGGAGGCUGAGAGGCAAAUUGUUGCCACCCAGCUGGAGAGAUGCAAGUUGGGAUCUGAGACCGGAAGCAUGAGCAGCAUCAGUUCUGCCGAUGAGAAGUUUCGCUGGAACAACCAAGACAGACAAAAGGACAUAGAGGAAGAGCUCACCACAGGUCUAGAACUUGUAGAUUCCUGCAUCCGAUCUCUUCAAGAGUCUGGUAUUCUGGAUUCACAGGAAUUCACUACAGGCGAUAGACCAGGCAUUCUCUCUCAGAGUGCUUUGCAGCUCAAUAAUCAAGAGGGCACCUUUCCCUAUCCAGUCAGUUACCAUAGCAACCAGACCCUGGCCCUCGGCGACCUGUCGGCCACCCAGCCCCCUCACAGUGGUCAGGUGGGAGGAGCCUUACAUAGCUAUAAUCAGGUGACAUCUAAUCACACUGCCCAGCCGGCUGCCAGAGAGACAGCCUCCCGGGCCCAUUCUCGAGACUCCUUUGCCCAGGGUCAUGGCAGUGCAUUCCACAUGCCUGACGCUCAGCCAACAGCCUCUGUACACUAUUCCUGCUCAACUCUACCAGCCCAGCGAGUGAGUUCUCCCUUUUCCAUGCAGGCUUUGGGCUCCCCCUCCAAACUCCAGAGACUGGGCUCAGCCACCGACAUGCCCAGCUAUGCUACUCUGGCACGGGUGUCUUCGCCCAAGCAGUCCCCGAGCCGGCUGGCCAAGUCCUACAGCACCAGCUCUCCCAUCAGCAUGGCGGUAGGUGGAGGGUCAUCCGCUUCACCUCUGCACAUGGCUGCUGGAGCGGGCAAUGUCUCCACAUCAUCUCCAUUACACCAGAUCAGCGCUGCUGUAGGAAGCUACGCCACUCUGUCCCCCAAGCGUAUGCUCCACUCCAACGAUCAGUACAAGAUCUCUCAUGAUCUGUACGCCAAUGCCACUCUCCAGAGGCCUGGCAGUCUGGCAGGGUCCAGAGGUUCGUAUAGCAGUCAGCAUAGUCACCUGGGCUCAGAGCUUAGACCCCUUCAGUCGCCUGAGCACCACAUCGACCCCAUUUAUGAGGACAGAGUCUACCAGAAAGCUCCCUUGAGGAACUUUAACCAAGGCCAGGCCCCUUCCUCUCCUGGUGUUGACUCCAUACCCUUGCAACGCACAGGAAGCCAGAAUGCAACAGGAACGUUCCCCCGUUCCGGCUAUGCCACUGGCCCUGGUGCCUCCACCGCAGACUACGCCAACCCCUACCGUACACUACAGUUCUGCCCCUCUACGGACUCCCCCUACAGUAAACCAGGGCCUGCUCUGCCCCCGGAGGCAACACUGGUCAGGUCACCCUCCAUGGACAGCAUCCAGAAGGACCCCAGGUACGACCCUGAAUUCCUUGACUGGAAUCAAAAUCAAGCCGAGCAAAGAAUGACAAAGGAGUUUGGCUGGAGGGAUCCUGAACUGCCUGAGGUCAUCCAAAUGCUGCAGCACCAGUUUCCAUCGGUACAGUCCAACGCUGCUGCCUACCUGCAGCAUUUGUGUUUUGGAGACAACAAGAUCAAAUCAGAGAUAAGGAGGCAGGGUGGGAUCCAGCUUCUGGUGGACUUGCUGGACCACCGCAUGACUGACGUGCACAGGAGUGCCUGUGGCGCACUCAGGAACCUAGUUUAUGGCAAGGCUAAUGACGACAACAAGAUUGCCUUAAAGAACUGCGGUGGGAUCCCUGCGCUCGUGAGACUCCUGCGCAAGACUACAGAUAUGGAGAUCAGAGAGCUGCUCACAGGUGUGCUGUGGAACUUGUCCUCAUGCGAUGCUCUGAAGAUGCCCAUAAUUCAGGAUGCUCUGGCAGUGCUGACCAACACAGUCAUUAUUCCUCACUCAGGCUGGGACACCUCCCCCCACCAGGACGACCGCAAGCUGCACAUGCAUUCCUCACAGGUGCUCCGCAAUGCUACCGGUUGCCUCAGGAAUGUGAGCUCAGCUGGAGAAGAGGCCCGCCGUAGGAUGAGAGAGUGUGAGGGGCUGACUGACGCUCUGCUCUAUGUCAUACAGACAGCCCUGGGCACCAGUGAAAUCGACAGCAAGACCAUUGAGAACUGUGUGUGUAUCCUGCGGAACCUGUCGUACAGGUUGGCGGCAGAGACAUCACAGGGGCAGCAGAUGGGAUCAGAGGAGCUGGAUGGGGUUCUGUGCACUGAUGCCAGCGGGAAGGAUGCAGAGAGCUCCGGCUGCUGGGGAAAGAAGAAAAAGAAAAAGAAGAGCCACGAUCAGUGGGAUGGUGUUGGACCUUUCCCAGACUCCAGUGACCCUCCUAAGGGACUGCAGAUGCUGUGGCACCCAUCCAUAGUGAAACCGUACCUCACUCUGCUGUCUGAGUGCUCUAACCCGGACACACUGGAGGGAGCGGCUGGGGCUCUACAGAACCUGGCAGCAGGUAGCUGGAAGGUAGGCCCCACCUUAAAACCUUGGUCGGUGUAUAUUCGUGCAGCAGUACGAAAAGAGAAAGGAUUGCCCAUUCUGGUGGAGCUGCUGAGAAUAGACAAUGACCGGGUGGUGUGUGCUGUGGCCACAGCUCUCCGAAACAUGGCCCUUGAUGUCCGGAACAAGGAGCUCAUUGGCAAGUAUGCCAUGAGGGAUCUGGUUCAUCGUCUACCAGGGGGAAACAAUAACAACAGCACUGGCACCGGCAGCACCAGCAAGAGCAUGUCUGAUGACACUAUCACGGCGAUCUGCUGCGCAUUGCAUGAGGUCAUCACCAAGAACAUGGAAAACACCAAGGCCCUACGUGACGCCGGAGGCAUUGAGAAACUCAUUGGCAUUGCCCGCAGCAAAGGAGACAAACACACACCAAAGGUGGUGAAAGCAGCAUCCCAAGUCCUCAACAGCAUGUGGCAGUACCGAGAUUUGCGAAGCCUCUAUAAGAAGGAUGGCUAUUCUCAGUAUCACUUUGUUGGCUCUUCAUCUACAAUCGAGAGAGACAGACAACGACCUUAUUCCUCCUCUCGCACUCCAUCUAUCUCUCCUGUACGGACCUCACCCAAUAAUCGAUCAGCAAGUGCCCCCACAUCCCCUCGAGACAUGAUGAGUUUGAAGGAGAGGAAGACAGACUAUGAGUCCACUGGAACCAAUUCUGGUUACCAUGGAAACAAGGGCGAGCACACCUCCAGAAAAGACGCCAUGGCAGCCCAGAUCUCCAGUGGAACAUCUACUCUGUUCCGAGGUGCUUACAUGUCUCCGGGUGAUGACAUUAAACAUAACCAGGUCUCAGCUCAAGGCAACCCUCCAGAGGCCUAUCCUCCCUUCCAGACUCCCCCAGGAGCCAACUUUGAGGAGCCGUACUAUGAGGACCAAGCACAUAAAUGCCCCCCACCCCCCAGUGACGGCACCAUGCACCUGGGACUGAAGUCCACAGGGAACUAUGUGGACUUUUAUUCAGCAUCACGCCCUUACAGUGAACUCAACUACGAGACGAGCCACUACCCUGCCUCGCCGGACUCCUGGGUGUAGAUGCAUAAAGGCAGGCUGGAGGCUGAUCUAUGAACUCAAUACACCGAGACCAGCCCAGCAUGUGCAUGAACUCUAGUAGACAUCUCUCACAUGUAUACCUUCAGUUUGGUUCAGUGCUCGCACCACUGCUGGCUGCCACUCAGCCUGUGAGCAAAGUUAGGAAAGUGCUGAAAAAAGAGAAGAUUUUAGGGAAGGGAUUUCCAAGGGGCUCAAGGAACAUGUUUAACUGAGUGGACCACUAGAACUUUGAUGUUUUUUCAAAGCAGUGGAGGGAAUCUAAAUGAAAAACGGAUGUAAAUGGGAAAGCAGUAAAUAUGUGGCACAGAGAUGGGAUGUUUAUGUGAAGCACAAGAAAAUAAAGGAAGUAGUUUUCACACAAUUUAUUACAUUUCUUUACAUUAAACCAUGCUUUUUUUGGAGUGAUCUCUCACAAUUUUAGCCUUUAUAUCUUUUUCUUUCAUGUUUUUUAUUUUAUUAUUAUUUGCUUGUUUUUUGUACCUCCUUUUUAACUUCUUUGGUGUAAAGUACUUGUAUAUUACAGAUGUAGAUACAAGGUGCAUUGUGUAUAUUACGCAAAGACUACUGUGUUCUCCCCUGUGGCUCAUUAUGUCAUUUUAUUUUCCUGUAUUUUAAAAGAGAAAGGAAAAUACACUCACUCAACUCCAGCAUUCUCUUCUAUGUAUAAGAUAUGCAGCAGAAUGGAUAUAAUUCAAAUGUGUAGCGUGCACUUGUGUGGAUUUUUUUUUUUCCUACAAAUAACUGAUGACAGAGCAUCACUGCCUGGACAGAGUUUAACGGCAACAAUAAGAACAUUUUCAGGCCUGUUUGUCCAUUUAUUCUCUACUCUGCAUAUUUAGACAAACUGCCCCCCCCCCCCCCCCCACAACCAACCACCAUUCAGGCAUGAAAACUGGUUAUUCUAUAAGCCAUUGGAUGAUCUGUGCUUAGUUUUGUAAAAUGUGCCAAAUGUGGUAAUCUCUGAUCCGAGGGAUGCUGUAGAGCUGCCGUUGAAGUUACAUUUAAUGCCAAGUCACCGGUUGUCAAGUCACACAUUUGUCAAUGCUUUUUUUAAUGUGUUUCAACAGCAUUCACACUGAAGUGGAGGGACUUGGUCUUUUGAGAGCUACUUUCCCUCCAAAGAUGUACAAUUAGUUUACACUGUUGUAAAAUAGGCAUUUGCAAAAUCAGCUUUUUUCUUCCAGAAAUCGGUGGUUCUUAAGCUCAUCGUAGACAAAUCUGUCAAAAGAGUAUGGAUAUAUAUAUUAUAUAAAUAUAAAUCUAUAUAAAUUUUAUGUGCAGAUGUCACCUAAUACAGAAACAUUGCAAGGAAAAUUGCUAGUUAAAAAAAAAGCAUAGGAUUUGUUCACCUUAAUUUCCAAUCCAAAUGUUGACCUUCUGUUGUCAUGUUGUUGCUAUGUAAAAAAAAAAAAAGAGACCAGGGCUCAGGGCACACAGAGGACAGAUGUGAUAAUGCUUCUUUUGUUGACUUGAAAAGGUGCUAAAAGUACAGUAUGCUCACUUUAACGCCUUGUGGUGUUGCUACAUGUACCUUAUAUUAAAGCAGUUUGAAUGUGUCUCAUCCUUAGUGAAAUCCCAUUAUGCCUUUGAUCCCUGCUAAGCAUAUAGGUGCACCUAAAAAUAUUUUUUGUUGUUGUUUUUGCUUACCUUAUAUUUCAUUUUACUUUAACUUUGCUGGAGAAGGAGGGUGAAAACUCUAUAGUGAACAGAACCAAAAGGAUAACAGAGAAGAAUCCCUAUCAUUUUCAUGUGAUUUAAAACUUCAAAACUCAAGUCUGGCAGAUUUUAGGAACCUAUGAAGCGUGAUAACAAGCCCUGGUCUUCCCUUCAUAUUGUUUUAAAAUUAGAGAUGAUUGUUUGAUGCAAGGAUUCAGGAUCUAACCCCCAAACUCGCAUAUCUUUCUGCACCAUUGAUAGUGAAACGUCUGAGAAUAAGCUAAAUAUCUGUGAAAAAGUAGACAUAUCAGACAACUUGUAUUGAAGAUGUAAGUAAAACUUUUUCUCUGUUGCUAGACAGUGUUUGAGAGAAUUGUGAACCUUUUUAAUGCCAGGUUGCAACUGCUAUAUAAACUAAUGGAGAAUCACA
Myxocyprinus asiaticus (Chinese sucker) is the source of this 6009-nucleotide messenger RNA. RefSeq names its product catenin delta-2-like. NCBI's taxonomy places the organism in Eukaryota, Metazoa, Chordata, Actinopteri, Cypriniformes, Catostomidae. Bases 282 to 3905 code for a protein of 1207 amino acids. Gene Ontology annotation, biological process: dendritic spine morphogenesis; cell-cell junction assembly; cell-cell adhesion. Gene Ontology annotation, molecular function: cadherin binding. Gene Ontology annotation, cellular component: adherens junction; postsynaptic density; cytoplasm. The transcript is spliced from 24 exons. The record is from RefSeq and is a predicted model, not a curated record.